This is a messenger RNA of Protobothrops mucrosquamatus (brown spotted pit viper), 1491 nucleotides long. RefSeq names its product solute carrier family 2, facilitated glucose transporter member 11-like. Gene Ontology annotation, molecular function: hexose transmembrane transporter activity. Gene Ontology annotation, cellular component: membrane. The coding region runs from base 1 to 1491 and encodes 496 amino acids. Gene Ontology annotation, biological process: monosaccharide transmembrane transport. The transcript has 11 exons. The record is from RefSeq and is a predicted model, not a curated record. Lineage: Eukaryota; Metazoa; Chordata; Lepidosauria; Squamata; Viperidae.
AUGGAGCACAAAAGUUUACUAUCCCAUCCUGCACCAGGUCAUUACCAGAAGUUCUUUCAAAUGAUCCUUGUCCUGGGGAUUGGUGGGAACCUUGUCGUUGGCUACCAGAUUUCUGUGAUCAGUUACCCCUCUGUGUACAUCAAGAGGUUUAUGAAUGAAACCUGGCUGGAGCGCUCUGGAGCCCCCCUCAGUGAAAAGACGCUGCUCUUCCUGUGGUCAUUUGCUGUGUCUGUCUAUGGAAUAGGAGGCCUGCUGGGAUGUCUCUGCAGCGGAUUCCUGACCAUGAAAUACGGGAAAAAGAAAUGCCAGCUGAGCACAGACCUCCUGGUCAUCCUGACUUCCCUAGUCAUGGUCUGCAGCAAGAGAGCCAAGUGCUUUGAAAUGGUUCUGCUUGGACGAUUUGCUUACGGGAUAAGUGCUGGCUUCUGCCUGGCCAUUCAUUCUCAGUACAUUGGAGAAAUCUCCCCCAAGAAAUGGAGAGGACUUGCAAAUGCUACCUCUGGAUUCUUUUGGUCUCUGGGGAAAUGCUUGGGCCAAAUCUUGGGACUCAGGGAGCUCCUGGGAACCGAUCUGUCCUGGCCGCUGCUGCUGGCCUUUCCUGGUGUGGCGGCCUUCCUCCAGCUGCUCCUCUUGCCCUUCUUCCCUGAAUCUCCUCCUUAUCUCUUAAUCCAGGAGGGAGAUGAGGAAGGCUGCCUGAAAGCAAUGAACCAGCUGUGGGGCCAAGGGGAUCACCAGGAAGAGCUUGGUGAGCUGAAGAAAGAAAUGGCCCCAGGAGGGCAAAGAAGCAAAGUGCUUUGGCCAGGACAGUUGCUCUAUGAUGCAUCGCUUCGCCAGCAACUGAUCAUCCUGAUGGCUGUCAUUGUCACUGUGCAGCUCUGUGGCAUCAAUGCAGUUUAUUUCUAUGCUUUUGAAGUGCUUCACAAUGCAGGUUUAGAAGAGAGACUUAUCCCCUAUGUCUGCCUGGGCAUCGGCUUCUCUGAGCUCUUCUCGUCUUUCCUCUGUAUAUUUGCCAUUGAACGGUAUGGACGAAGGCCACUGCUGUGGAAAGGCUGUGGGUCGAUGGCCUUGGUGCUCUUCUUCCUCACAGGGACUCUUUUUCUGCAGGAGGCAGAGAAAUUAAAAUUCUCUAACAAAUACGGCUGCGACAUCCCAAAUAACCGGGCCAGGAUUCACAUCAUGCAAGCAGCCCUGGACCGGGUGGUAGACCUCCAUGACUCGGACAUGCCUGAGCUAUUAAACUUUAACCAGUUCAUGGUCUCCCUCUGGUGCUGGUUUGAAGACCCUUUAGCUGAUUGGAAGGCAUGGGAGCAGAUAAAGAUGAUGAGGCAGAGCAAGCGGCCGGUAGCGGAAUACACCCAAGAAUUCCAGGCCCUGGCCAGCAAGUUGAAUUUUCCGGAGAACAUCCUGCUCAGCCACUUCAAGGAUGGGUUGAACUACAAUCUGUAUGAUGCCUGCCUUCCCCGGGGAGAUCCCCACCGGCUACAAGAUUAG